AUGGAAACCCGGGUUCAUGUCUCAUGUCCAUACCACUUUAUUAGAACAAUAAGAUUGAACCUACAUGUCAAUUUGAGUCUGAGUGAAGAAGACUACAAGGGUCAAGUGUCUCUAGUCUGUCCACCAGGUUGGACAUUAUCCGAUAUUAAAUGUAUUAAACCCAGUCCCCCUUCAGUUCAACUUUCGUGGAAUGCAGCUUUAAAAGUCUGUCAACAAGAUGGAGCACAUCUUGCAGAAAUAAGAGAUUAUAAAUCCAAUGUGGAGUUGGGAAAUUUCGCCAAUAGUCAGUCGUUUUCACACUUCUGGAUAGGUUUGAAUGCACCUCAUACUAAUAACUCAGUAGAAUGGAGUGACGGAUCACCUACCAGUAUAAACGAGGGUUUCUGGUCUGACCAACAACCAGAUUUAACCAAAGGUCGGUGUGUGUCUUACAACACUGUCAGUAACGAGAACCGAUGGAGUUUUAAAAACUGUGAAACGAAACAACCAUUUGUUUGUCAAUUACCGGCUUGUCCAUCAGGAAGCUACCAUUGUAGUAAUGGUAAAUGUAUAAAUAAUAAAUGGACUUGUGAUGGACAGAACGAUUGUGGUGACAUGUCUGAUGAGUUAGACUGCAAAGAUAAAUCGAUCUGUUCUGAAUAUCAAACCGGAACAAGUGGUCAGAUUAGCUCCCCUGGUUACCCCACCGGAAGUUAUCCUAACAGCGCCACCUGUCUAUGGACCAUCGAAUCACCUAUUGGUACCAAUGUUAGAUUACAAAUCACUGCGUUUGAAACAGAGAUUGAUAAAGACGAGGUGACUAUCUAUGGCGGAGGUAAAACUCUCACCAAAUCACAGAUUAUAAACAGACUCUCAGGAAUCUUUGUCAAUGUUCCUAAAAUAUUCAUCAGUCCAAACAACUAUUUAAAAGUCCAUUUUAACUCUGAUAACACCGGGGUAAAAAGAGGUUUUCAGGCCAGCUGGACUGUUGUUAAACAAGAUGACGAAUCGUUAAUAGCAACUCAAAUAACUCAAAAUCUAGCGCCAUCAUCGUCUCCACAGUCAUACCUGGGUAAUCAAGAAUCAACAUGGCUGAUUCAGUCUCAAUUAUCCAGAGAUGUUGUCACAUUAGAGAAAAUGUCACUGGACCUAGGUGAAGGUGACGUGGUAGAAGUGAGAGAUGGUCGAACGGUAGAUGAUGUUUUAUUAGCAACCUUUACCCACGCUGGUGGUCCACGAUAUGUUACUUCUACUGGUAACUGGUUGAUGGUCACCUUUAAAACUGGUUUAACGGUCAAUAAUCAACACACUGGUUUCCAGUUCCAAUACAAACAAGGUUGUGACUAUGAGUAUCGAGAAUCUGUAGGAGAACUGGGCUGGCCUGGACACGGUAUCGUCAACUAUCCCAACUAUCAAACUUGUACUUGGACAAUCAAGACUUCAGAACCAUCUUUACAUCUUGUAUUUGAUAGUGAUUUCAACCUGGAUAACAGUGACUAUCUCGAGGUGUAUGGAUUUCAAGAUGACAGUGGUAUUGCGCUUCACAGUGGUGCAGGAUACACAGGAACCACCACACCACCUCGCAUAGUCACCACCAACGGUGCUUUCUUUCUGAGGCUGAAGUCGAACGCGAUAAAGAGUCAGAAGGGCUUUAAAGCUAAAUAUUCCACAGAUUGUCCAACAUCAGAGUUUUUAAAUUUCCAACAAGCACCUGCCCCUGGUGAUACGGGGUUUGGGGUGAGGACAGUUAUAUCGUGUAAGCCGGGGUUUAGGUUUAAUACCCAGGAGCUAGCCGGUCAGUCUGAAUUCACCUUGGAGUGUCUGUACAGUGGUAACUGGAAUGUCCGGACUAUACCCAAAUGUGAAGCGAAUUAUUGUGGAUUUCCACCCACCGUAGACCACGGUAAAGUUAUAUCUGGUACAGGUAUAGGGUUUGGCAGUACGGUUGUUUACCAGUGUACCGACGGUUUCCUGCCUGCAACCCCUACUACAGCUACAUGUAAUAUCAACGGACAGUGGCAGAAUGUACCCACUUGUCGAGAGCAAACCUGCCCCGCUCCAACUGGAAAUAAUGGUCUCCUUCGUCAAGUGAAAACAGAGAAUGGAGAUGGUACGACAUUCGGAUCUAUAGUACAGUAUGACUGUCUAGCUGGUUAUAAAAUAGUCGGUGUACCUAUAUCAAUGUGUUAUAAUGGAACCUAUACCGCUACAACACCAACUUGUGAAGCUUUAAACUGUCCACUACCACGAGUAGCCAAUGCUGAUGUUAGACUACAGGGUGGUAAACCAGUAGCUGUGCGGGGAGACAUAUUAACCAUGACUUGUAAACCAGGCUUCACCCUGUCCAGCACAACUCAGAUGAUAUGUGGAACGGACCAACAGUUCACCAAUCUCGCUUCUUGUUUAGAUAUAAACGAAUGUAACAACGGAUCACCUUGUGGUCAACAACAGUGUGUUAAUACCCACGGUUCAUACCACUGUCGCUGUUUAGAUGGUUUUACAUCUACCCCGACCGGGGGAUGCCAAGAUAUCAGAGAAUGUCAAUCGAGUAAUAAAGGGGGCUGUAGUCACACUUGUAACGAACUAGAGGGCGGUUACCAGUGCUCCUGUCCCCUGGGGUAUUUCCUCAUCACCCGAGACGCCGAGCAGGGGUACUAUCUGCCUCAGGGUGAAACUGGAAUGAAUUAUGGUGAUACCUAUUAUUUCAAUCAUACUUGCCUACCCGGACAAUGUGCUUUCACUUCCUCUAAUGGGGCCAAUGUAACAACACCGUCCCCAGUUAAGGGUAAUGACGCAGUACAGAUAAACUGCCCAGCCUCCCCGGGGGUGCCGGCCUAUAUUAAAACUAUACCAUGUGUAUAUGAUGUCAGCACCAACAGUUUUAAACUCACCACCCAAGAUUUCAGCUGUAAAGCUGUAAGCUGUGGAAUGCCAGAACUGGUUCCAGGCCACGUUUCUCCUCUUUUAAUCUCCAGCACCAAGGCAGGAGUAGGAUCUUUUCAGUUUCAGUGUUUACAAUUUUAUCAGUUAGAUGGUCUGUCUGAUCAAGGCGAUACCACUGUUAGAUGUUUAUCAAGUGGAUAUUGGGAUUUCGGACGACUAAGAUGUUUACCUCAAAGAUGUUCAGAUCCUGGUACACCAUUAGGCGGUCAGAGAAUUUCUGUAUCGUAUAUGUUUAAUGAUAGAGCCACAUUCAGCUGUCCUAGAUCUGGUUACCAGUUGACCAACUCACAACCUUUAGAAUGUCAACAGAAUGGAGCCACAUUAAACUGGAGUGCUGCUUUACCACAAUGUAGAGAUGUAGAGAAGCCGGUAUUUGUGAACUGUACGACUCAGCCGAUACGAUUAAAACAAUAUGAAAAGAUAUCGUACACAAUACCAACAGCCACUGAUAAUAAUAAUAUACUUCUGAGUUUAACAGUAGAUAAACCAUGGUUCCGACCUGGAAUACCUGUAGCAGAGUCUACUGUAGUCAGUUAUACAGCUACUGAUCAUGCUGGCAAUCAGGCUACCUGCAACAUUACUGUCAUUGUACAAGAUGAGUUAUCACCAACUAUAAGAUGUCCGGAGUCUCGUCGGGUACAGAUAGAACGUUCCAGUGAUGUGGUCGAUCUAAGCUGGGGUAUGAACGAUAUGGUGAAACUAUCAGACAAUGUAGCCGUAGAGACCCUGGUAUUCACUCCCUCUAGUAUCAGGUUGACCCAAUCUGAUGUCGGCACUGUCCAAACAGUAACAGCUCAAGCAUCAGAUGCUGCUGGAAACAUGGCUUCCUGUCAAUUCCAGAUAUCAAUUGAAGGAUUAUGUAGCCCCAACUCGCUAUCUAACCCUAUCAAUGGUAAUAAACAGUGUACAGAACGGGCUGAUGGUACCGGGUAUGAUUGUACCAUCUCCUGUAAAGCAGGGUUCUUCUUCCAGACCAGCUACCCCUCGGAACUUUUCACCACUUCUUGUAAUUUUGGAGGUGCUUGGACAGUACCUGAUAUUCCACACUGUACUGAGCCCCAGCAUGUGAGUUUUGAUCUGGACACUGAAAUGUUUUAUAAUACCUCGGAUGCCAGUGUCCUCUCAUCCUCCUGUAUCAACCAAUAUAAUAACGAGAUUAGGACCAGGUUGUUUGAUGCUCGCUCUCACUUCAAUACAGAAUGUGGUAUCACGGAUGUAUCAAUCACUGUCAACAAUAAUAUAACCAUCAACUACGAUCGUCAGUUUAAAGUUUUUUUCCGAGUGAUGUUUCGAUCAACGAAGCAUAUACCUUCAGUAUUCACCAACUGUGUACAACAAGUUACUACUGCUAUUAAACUUAUCAGAAACGACCCUGAUGCAUCACUCCUGUCCAACCUACACACAAUCGACUUAGUCGGCUGCUCGAAUAUUGUAUUAAAUACCCGGAACUCCCGAGCCAAAGAUUUCUGUUCCCAGCCGUCUGAAGUCGCACGAAGAGUUGAUAAUAUAUAUGCCUGUGUGCCGUGUCCACCUGGUACGAUAGCUGAGGUGUCUAUUUGCCGAAAGUGUCCGGUCAAUACAUAUCGUGGUGGUGAUCUUCAGUCAGCUUGUACACCAUGUCCGACAGAGAGUGCCACAUAUGGUGACGGCAAGACCAGCAUUCUGGACUGUAAACCGGUGUGUAGUGGUAAUCUGAUGUCCACCAAUGGUCUCCCACCCUGUAUGGAAUGUACUGGGGAAACCUACCGUGUCAACAGCACCUAUUGUCAACUUUGUCCGGCUAAUACGAAAUUUGUACCCACCCCUCUUUAUCCUGAAUGUACAAAUCCUAGUUGUACCUACAUCAAGACGGAUAACCAAGUAAUGAGCGGUCCUCCAGUCAACAACAUCAGUCCUACUGACGGUAACAUGCAGGAGUGUGAGGCCUCCUGUGAUUCAUAUCGUGUAUUUGGUGGUGAAGAAUGUAUUGGGUUCAGCUAUAACAAGGUGACCAAGUUCUGUCUCCUCCUGACACUGGAAGGAACCCUGUCACCUAACUCCACCUAUGAUUUCUACAGACGAUCAUGUAAUUACCGCACAGAUAAAGAAUGUUACUGUGGAGAUGCUUGUCCUAUUGGAUCCUACUCAUUCACUGGUAAUCAACCAGACUGUCGACUGUGUCCCCAGGGUUAUUACACCAAUACCCCGGGGUCCAACCAGUGUCUGGAAUGCCCUCUGAAUCAAACCACAACAGCUGAAGGUGCUACGUCUUGUGUAGAUGGUGUUCCCUUGCUAUGCGGACAGUGUAGUAGUAGUAAUACAGAAUCAUGUACCGUUCAGAAACAUCUAGCAUACUGUCAGUGUAGACCAGGUUAUACCGGAUUGUAUUGUGAAACAUUAAUCAACAACUGUCUGUCUCAACCGUGUUAUUACAAUACUCAGUGUACUAAUUUCCCUGGACGGUUUGAUUGUGCCUGUCCUACAGGUUUGAGUGGUGAUCGUUGUGAAUUCAACAUCAAUGAUUGUGGGCCGACCACCUGUCAAAAUGGCGGGGUCUGUGAGGAUGGAAUCAACGAUUAUAUUUGUCAUUGUCUUCAAGGUUACAGCGGCAAAAACUGUCAGAUACAAGAUCCGGUUUGCACUACCAGACCUCAAUGUAUAAACGGCGGAAACUGCAUUCCGGUUAAUAACGUCUUAAGAAGAUGUGAUUGUCCAGUUGGCUAUACUGGACCCACGUGUGCUAUUAAUAGUGAUGAAUGUGCAUCUUCGCCGUGUCAGAACGGAGCACAAUGUACCAACAGACCAGGAGGGUAUACCUGUUCACCCUGCCCAGAAGGUUAUUCAGGACAGAUGUGUAACAUACCAGAGAGUCAGUGUCGAAACACAGAUUGUGGUGGUGGAGCUGAGAGCUGCAUGGAUGAUGUAACUACAGGAUUACCUCGAUGUAUAUGCCAGGCUGGUUUUAGUUACGGUCGCUACUGUCAAUACGAACUGUCUACCGAAACAGCAUCAACCAGUGGGAACUUGGGACAACCUUUCACCAACGUUGGACCUAGUACCUGUAUGGCUGCUUGUGAAUCUACCACCAACCGUGUUAAUUGUGUAGGAUUCAGCUAUAACCGUAACAGCAGAUCCUGUCAACUGUUAACUCAAUCCUACACUACUUCGACAGUCACCAACAAUCAGCUGUACAUCAAGGCGUGUUCUCAUCCUGCAGAUGAUUUCUGGACACCGUGGUUCAAUGUAGACAAAACUUCCAGUGGUACUGAAACAGAGACGCGUGUUGGCCUGCAGACGUAUGAUAUCAACAUCUGUAGUUCCACCACACCCGUUGCUGUAGAAUGUCGAAACGUUAAUGGUGGUAGUAUAACAGGAAGUCAGUGUAGCGUCAAUGGGUUUCAAUGUUCCACUGGCAACUGUCCUAACGUGGAAGUCAGAUAUAGAUGUAGUCUCAGCAGAGUGUUUAAAGACACCCAAUGUAAGAGACAAGACUUGUGCUCAGAAUCCUGCGAUUCCAACCAUGUAUGUCAUGUUGAUCGAGAUGUAGUGACAUGUAAAUGUAAGACUGGUUACAAGGGACUACAGUGUAGCGAGGAUAUUAAUGAAUGUACAGAUCUCAGUAUUGACUGUAAUACUGGACAAUGUAUAAAUACACCGGGAUCUUUCAGCUGUCAGUGUCAGAACGACUUCACAGGUUCGAGAUGCCAGAAUGGUCCAGUACCUUGUGAUAAGAACAACUGUAAUCCUCUGAAUACCGCCAACUGUAUUAAUACUGGAACAACUACCUCCAGAUGUGAAUGUAAACCUGGUUUUAAAGGAGCUACAUGUGGUGAGAGUAUCGACAGCUGUGACAGUAAUCCCUGUAUCCACAGUCAGCGCUGUGACAAUCUGGUCAAUGAUUACACAUGUAUCUGUGAAGCAGGCUGGACUGGGCGGAGAUGUGAAACCUUGAUUGACACCUGUAGCUCAACUUCUCAGUCAUGUAGUGAUCGAGGAACGUGUUUCAGUCUCUUUAAUGAUUAUUACUGCAAAUGUAACAAUUCAACAAAUUAUGGUAAAACCUGUGAACUAACAGAAAAUAUCUGUUCUGUAAUAGAUCUGUGUUAUAAUUCAGCAGCGUGUAGCAGUGGUAACGGAGAAACCAAGUGUAAUUGCGCUCCAGGUUAUAUGGGUAUGAGUUGUCAAAUUAAAGAAGAUUUUAACUGUGAGACUUCCUCGCCUUGUGUCAAUGGAGGAACGUGUUCGUCUCAAGUCACUGGUUUUAAAUGUAGUUGUCCUCCAGGAUACGGAGGAGAUAAAUGUGAAGUAGAUGUAAAUGACUGUUCAUCCAACCCCUGUUCUAAUGCAGCUCAGUGUGUUGAUUUGAUUGACAGCUACUACUGCCAAUGUUCCAAUGGAAGAGCAUCUCCUGAUUGUCAACAGAACGCAGAUUUAAACUAUGACGUCUGCGUUGGUAACUCCAUUAAUGGUGGAGCCGCCAUGUUGUCAUUCCCGCUUUCUCUAGACGCGUCGUCUGGUUUGACUAUUGCAUUCUGGGUAAAAUACGAUAUGAUCGGAGGAUCGGGAACAUUCUUAUCUUUAUCACAAACUUUGAAUGGAGAUAUGAACAGUAUGCGAGCAACUGAAUUUUUCAACAUGGACGAAAAGAACCUGCACGUUAGCUUACCAGGUCAAGAUGCCGAGUUUUCCUACAAUAAUAUGAAACCUAAUAGUGGUCGCUGGCAUGCUGUAGUGUUAACUUGGAGGGGAGAUAACACUAUACAAGUUUAUAUUGAUAGUCUACAGCAGUUGUCCAGUUCUUACACUCCGCAGAUCCAGGCUACCUCCAGAGUUUGGGUCACUGUUGGAUCGAUGAUGAAGACGACCUCCAUGUUUAAAGGUUGCGUGUCACAACUGAACAUUUACGAUAGAGUGUUAGACUUUAGCACUGAGAUGACCCAACUGUUCGACACACCCAACUUUAACUAUCCGACUGGUGUUCUCCAAGGCUGGAAGGACUAUAAAACAACCGGAGAUGGUGUAAUGGUGCGACCGUCUCGUAUCAACAAACAAGCCUGCCCUGAGAACUACUCAGGUUUCCCGUCCUGUACUACUCAAAUAGUUGAUAAAAAGAGUCCUGAGAUAUCUGGUUGUCCUAGUAACGUCUAUACAACUAGUAUCAAUGGCGCAGGUCAGCCAUCGUGGACAGAACCAACUUACACAGGGGUGUCGUCUGUCAUCUUUACACAGAGAUCUGGAUCUUUGUUAUCUAAAGGUCGACAUACAGUACUCUACGAGGCCAGUAGUAGUAAUAACAACAAGGCCCUGUGUGCUUUUACUCUUUAUAUUAAUGAUGAGUUCUGUCCGGCUUUACCGAAACCAAAAGAGAACGGAGGAGAGACGUGUAGCGAUGUCGGUGGUAACUGGAAGUUCAAGGCUUGUAAGAUUGAUUGUCAAGACGUAAAUACCACCAAUAAUAAAAUAGGACCCAAUAUUUAUACCUGUAGCCCUGAGGGAGACUGGGUGUGGCCUCCGUCUGAGACCAGCUAUCCCCCUUGUGGACGUAUAGUAGCAGAAGCUAACCAAGAUAUCACUGUAGAAGUCCAGUACCCCAUUAAUCCAACUGACUGUUCAUCUGUCCAGUCCAGUCUGAAAACUAGAUUGAUGGAGGGUGUGAACGCUCUGAAUACAGAGUGGCAGAAUGGAUUGUGUCAACAAAAUAGUUGUACGGACGUCAUCAUGAACAUCAUCUGUAACCCAGGACAACCGACUACUGUUAAUUUUGUCUUGAAAGAUGUCAAACCAGAAUUAAAGAGCGCCUCGGAAACUUUGAAAGCUGAAGAAGUUUUGGCUAAGGCAGUUUUAGAUCAGAAGGUUUUGAAUUUUGAUAAUAUUGUAAAUGCCAAUGUGGAUCCCCAUUCUCUACUGAUUAACGCCAGAAGAGUAUGCCCAGCUGGUCAAACAGUUAUAGAUGAACUUUGUGUGACCUGUACACGAGGAACGUACUACGACGCUGCCAGUAUGACCUGUAUGGACUGUCCUAAAGGCCAGUAUCAGGACGAGUUCGGCCAGUCGGUCUGUAAACAAUGUCCUAGUGGAGAUACAACUAAAGAUACAGGCUCUAUAGCUGUAUCACAGUGUUAUGAUUCGUGCCCUAUAGGCCAGUAUUACAGUAUACCCAAUGGUGUUUGUACAGAAUGUACCAAGGGACAAUAUCAAAAUACAACAGGACAGUUUGAAUGUGAACCGUGUCCAGUUGGUACACUUACUCUUAAUACUGGUUCCACCUCCUCUUCAGACUGUAUGGUGGGCUGUGAAGCGGGAUCUCGACUAUUACCAGACCAGACCUGUGAGAAAUGUCCUAUUGGUACCUAUAGCCAGGAACAAGUAUGUAAAUCGUGCCGUGAUGGGUUUAUUACACCUGAUAUAGGGGCGGUAUCGGAGGAUAACUGUACUGUAGUCGCCUGUCCAGUCGGCCAGUACAAUGACAACAAUGUGUGUAAAGAAUGUCCACUCAAUCAGUAUAACGAUAUCAAAUGGCAGACUUCCUGUAAAGAUUGUGGAGCACGAUUCCGAACAGACCAGGUGGGAUCUACCAGUCCGACACAAUGUAUAUUUUUCUGUGAAUCUGGAUAUGCAGCCGGGCCUGGAAAUACAAAGUGUGUUAUUUGUCCAGUGGGGACCUACAAAGACAACAAUGUCAGUCCAUAUGGGGCGUGUCAGCAAUGUCCUAAUAGUCGUACAACACCCAAUAAUGGCACCACUACUGAAGCCGGUUGUUCCAUUUUACAAUGUAAUGCCGGUUAUAGAGCUGAUUCUACCAAUACUAACUGUGUUAUCUGCGACUACGGUCAGUAUCAACCUAACAUCAACCAGUUGACAUGUUUCAACUGUACCAGCACCCAGGGGACGAGACGACAGGGAGCCGUACAGCAAUCGGAAUGUGAAGAACUUUGUGAAGACGGUACAGAAAGGGUUAAACCAGGCGAUAGCUGUGCACCCUGUCCAGUGGGUGAAUAUAGGGUUAAAUCAGAUGUACCAUCUAAUAUCUGUUUACGAUGCCCUGAGGGAUAUGUUACUCCUGGAACUAGUUCAACCUUACAGUCACAGUGUACUAUCAGAAACUGUACAGAAGGAUAUAAAAUAGAGAAUAAUAACUGUGUCGAAUGUCCUCUAAAUACCUUCCAACCUCUGCCAUACCAGACAACGUGUCAACUCUGUCCUACUGGUAAAACCACCAUAUCUACUGCUUCCAGAAACAGCUCGGAGUGUCUUCCAUUCUGUGUCGAUGGUCAAGAACUAUUGUCAGGCACCUGUACGCCAUGUAGUCAGGGCUAUUACAAAGAUAAUGCUGAAGAUAAAAUAGGAAUGUGUAUGUUAUGCCCUCAAAAUAAAACCACACCAACUACUGGAGCUAGAACACAGACGGAGUGUUCCUUACCCAACUGUACCAUUGGGUAUUACAUUGAUGUCCCUAAUGGUAAAUGUGUGGCCUGUCCAAAAGGAGAAUACCAGGAUGAGAAAUGGAAGUUUACCUGUAAGAGAUGCCCGAAUCAGAGUGUAACCGAUGCCGAGGGAUCUACCAGCAUCAAUCAAUGUAUCUAUUCCUGUUUUAAGGGUUAUGAAGGCAGUGGUACUUCCGGCUGUAAGAAAUGUGGUAUUGGAUCCUACAAACCGGAAGCAGGAACCUCGCUAUGUACAGCAUGUAAUAACGGUUUUAUCACCAAAGACGAGGGAUCUGAAACUCUUGAUCAGUGUAAUAUCGCUGCCUGUAACCCAGGAACCUAUCUAGAUGAAGUGAACAAUGUUUGUAAACAAUGUGAUUAUGGGACUUAUCAACCAGAAAGAUGGCAGAAGAUUUGUACCUCGUGUUCUGCAGGAACUGUAACUCUUCAGAUGGCAGCACAAACAGCAGCUGACUGUGUCACUGACUGUCCUAAGGGUAGCCAGUAUAAUGUAGAAACUAGGGUAUGUGACCCCUGUCCUAUAGGCUAUUACAGAGAUAAGGUUUCUGUCUCCCAGACGGCCUGCCAGAUCUGCCCCGCGGUAAAUGUCACUGCCGGGACUGGAGCUGAGAGCAUCACUGAUUGUAAUGUUGUUAACUGCUCUAUAGCCGGUUUCUAUAGAAACGGAGAUAAAUGUGACGUCUGCCCCAGGGGACAGUACCAGGAUGAGAAAUACCAGACGUCAUGUAAAAAUUGUGCUUUUGGUUUUACAACUAAACUGAUCGGAGCUCCAUCAUCUCAAUUCUGCUACAGAGAUUGUCCCUCGGGAGAAGCGGUGAAUGAAGCGACCAAUAUUUGUGAGCCAUGCGAGAUGGGUCGGUAUAGGAACAGCUCCGUUCUGGAUCAGUGGACCUGUCAACUCUGCCCUGCUAAUGUUACAACUUCUGGACUCAAGGCUAAAUCGAAAUCUGAAUGCACUGUUCCUCGCUGUGAUCCUGGAACGUUUGUAUCCGGUACAGAAUGUAAACCAUGUCCAGCUGGUACCUACCAAUCGCUGUCUGUACAGUCUAGAUGUAUUCCUUGUCCAGAUAAUAAAAUUACCCUGCUCGAUGGACAAACCUCGGAUGCCAAUUGUAUUUCACUAUGUGAAACAGGUCGAAAUAACUGUACUCAACCAACAACCUGUACUGAUGUUCCUGGUGGAUUUGAAUGUCAAUGUCGUCUGCCUAAUUUCGGUACCGCUAAAAACUGUUCACAUGCAUGUGAUAUGGGGUAUUGUGAGAAUGGCGCCACCUGUCGAAGAGAUUCCAGUAUUCUCUGUUUCUGUGCUGAGAAUUAUAGAGGUGAACGGUGCCGAGAGAGAGUCGCACCAUCGACGGCGAGCAGUAUGACAGAUAUUAUAAUAGGAGUUGUAGUCGGUGUUACAGCGUUUUUAUUGUUAAUUAUAGCCUGUAUCAUCUGUGCUAUCACCAGGAGGAACCGGAAGAUGAGAAAACCAAUAUAUGAGAGUUAUCCCGCUUCCACAGCGCCACCUUCGCUGUAUAAUGGUUCUAUUUCCGGUACGAAUGGUAAAGCCUUCAUGCCUCAACAGGACCUUUUGACCUAUGACCCGUCAUUUUACAGCACGGGCAACAAAUAG
This is a messenger RNA of Lottia gigantea (owl limpet), 11964 nucleotides long. RefSeq lists its product as hypothetical. Bases 1 to 11964 code for a protein of 3987 amino acids. NCBI's taxonomy places the organism in Eukaryota, Metazoa, Mollusca, Gastropoda, Lottiidae. The record is from RefSeq and is a predicted model, not a curated record. Gene Ontology annotation, biological process: Notch signaling pathway. Gene Ontology annotation, molecular function: Notch binding; calcium ion binding. The transcript has 73 exons.